This is a messenger RNA of Uranotaenia lowii, 1527 nucleotides long. Its product is annotated as cytochrome P450 4c21-like. NCBI's taxonomy places the organism in Eukaryota, Metazoa, Arthropoda, Insecta, Diptera, Culicidae. The transcript has 6 exons. Bases 1 to 1527 code for a protein of 508 amino acids. Gene Ontology annotation, molecular function: oxidoreductase activity, acting on paired donors, with incorporation or reduction of molecular oxygen; iron ion binding; heme binding. The record is from RefSeq and is a predicted model, not a curated record.
AUGGCCAUCCAUCUAUACCUGCUGAUUACGGCAGGGGUGCUGGCCGCUGGCUGGUAUUGGCGCCGAAUUCAAGCUCGGAGGGCUUUUGCCAAGGAUAUCCCGGUUAAUGUUAACGACAUUAUGUUCAUGGGGAUGGACAUGACGAUGUUCUUCCGGGAUGCGGUUGGGCGAUUUGAUUACUAUAACAAAAUGUUCCUGAAACAUGAGCGAAUGUUUGUGGCCAUGGCUGGGCCACUGUUUCAUUUGGCUCUCAGUCAUCCGGAUUUGAUUCAGAAGGUGUUGAGCCAUCCCAAGUGUCUGGAUAAGCCGUAUCUGUACGACUUUGUGGGAUUCGAGUUGGGACUGUUCAGUGCUAGAUAUCAUCAGUGGAAACGCGUCCGGAAGGCAGCUAACCCGACGUUUAACCUGCGGAUCCUGCACAGUUUCAUUCCUCUGUUUGAUAUAUGCUGUCGAAGAUUGGUGGAGCGUCUCAAGAAAAACGAAGAUGGAGCCACCAUCGAUCUGUUCAAAUACACCUUGCGAGCAAGUGCUGAAAUGGUUUGCGUCACGACGAUGGGCGGAGAUGUUCUGGAACAUGAGGAUUUGGAUGAGCUGAUUCACUGUACCGAUAUGGUUAUGGAGCUGGCCAGUGCAAGAUUUUUGAAUCUACAUCACCAUUACAACAUUGUUUAUAUGUUUUCGUCUAACUACCGGAAAGAGCAAUACGCUAGAAAGAGACUUUCUGAACUGGCGGUUAAGAUUAUGAAGGAUAACAGAAGCAAACAGCAGCAGGAAGCUCAAUCAAACGGAUCUACCGAAAUCAACACCGUCGAUUCGGAAUCGGACGAACCACUUCGAAAACCGGUCAUCUUCAUUGAUCAGUUUUUGUCGGAAUCAUCCAAGAUGGAACCAUUUUCUGAGGAGGAAAUCGUCCACAAUGUGGCCACCUUGCUGGCAGCUGGUAGUGAUACAUCCGGAAACGUAACGGCCCACGCUUCCCUUUUCCUGGCUAUAUACCAGGAUAUCCAGGAGAAAGUGUUCCAAGAAAUCAACGAGAUCUGUCCGGACGAAAGCGUUGAGAUUACCCCUGAGUUGCUGAAGAAACUGACCUACACGGAAAUGUUUCUCAAGGAAACGCUUCGUCACUGUCCAGUUGGACCAAACAUCGGACGCAAAAAUCUAGUGGACAUUGAACUUGAUGGACGAACGGUACCAGCUGGAACCACUUUCCUCGUCUCGCUGCAUGCGCUUCAUCGACAGAAAGCUUUCUGGGGAUCGGAUCCGGAAAAGUUUGAUCCGGAUAACUUCCUGCCUGAACGAGUUAAGGAUCGCAAUCCGUACGCCUUUCUACCAUUCAGCAUUGGAGCACGGAAUUGUAUCGGUGAACGUUAUGGCAUGAUCAGUAUGAAGGUUAUGUUCAUCUAUAUCGUGAGGAACUUCAAGUUGCAUACCAAGCUGCGGCAUGAGGACUUAAAGUACAGAUUCGAUAUUACACUGAAGCUGAACUUCCCGCACGCUAUUCAACUGGAGAGGAGAAUCAAGCAGUAA